AUCUCUUUCAGCGUGGCGUGAAAGUUUCGGCCGGCGUGUAAGCCUAAUCCGCCUUGAACUUUUGGAUAUAUCACAUGCUGUUUGGAUUCAUCAGGAUGGCUUCUACAGAGAUGAUUCAGAGGCUGAAAAGUCGCGCUGACUCUGCUGAUGAGAUCAUAGCUCAACUUAGACAUCAACUGUCUCUCAUCAAGCAGGCAAAAGUCUCUUCCCAGAGUGCAGAAGCUGAGAAAAGGCUACAAAUUGAAAAUGAAAAUCUGAGGAAAGAAGUCCAACAGUUGAAGAAAGAAUUGGCCUUAGCAGAAAUUCACAAUGGAGUUAAACAGGUAUUUGCCCCUGCUAACAGAAAUGUUGUCAAGACAUCUGAUGAGACUCCAGUAGCUUUCAAUGAUAUAGCCAAACCCAAUGUGAAAACAAAAUCCCCAGACUCUCCCAAAUCAAAAUCUGCAGACCAGAAAAAGGAAAAGGAAGCCAAAAAAUCUGACAGUAACAAAGAAAAGCCAGAGGAGAAACCAAAAACUAAAAAGGGCAACAAGCCAUCACCAACAGCUGCAGCUGAUGUAAAGAUCGAUGCUUCCCGACUUGAUAUGAGGGUCGGUCAUAUUGUUUCUGCUAUUAAACACCCAAAUGCUGACCGUCUCUUUGUUGAGGAUGUGAAUGUUGGAGAGGAAAAGAACAGGACUGUUGUCUCUGGACUAGCUGGAAAAAUACCUCUAGAACAAAUGCAGGACCGGUUGGCCGUGUUUAUGCUGAACCUGAAGCCUGCUAAGAUGGUGGGCAUCCAAUCUGAGGGGAUGAUUAUGUGUGUGUCUGAGGGCGAGAAGGUGGAGAUUCUUGUACCACCCCCAGGAGCCGCCAUUGGAGACCGGGUCACAUGUCCAGACUAUGAAGGCACGCCAGAUGCGCAGCUGAAUCCUAAAAAGAAGAUUUGGGAGCAAAUAAAGCCAGAUAUGAAGACAAACGCUGACAAAGCUGCCUGUUACAAAGGAUCUGUUUUUUCAGUGGCAGGGAAAGGACCAUUAACUGCCCCCACACUGGCCAAUGGGCAAAUCUCCUAGAUAACAGCAGUUCUGGACUCAGAUGAUGAGGGGAGUUUGGAAUUCAAACUCUCUUAUUGCUAAAGGUAAAAAAGUCCUACCACAUCAUGUGACUUGUCAAAAACUAUUUUUGAUCACAUUUUAACAUAGCAAUGGCAUCUGAAAAAAGUUUCACACGAAGUAAUUUACAGUAGAAGAACAAUGGAGAAAACUGAGGAGCUGAAUGUGUGUGAACUAAAGUUUCUAAAGUGAAGAGAUGUCAUUUGUUCCUCUGGAACACGCUGAGGCAGGUGAUAUGUUAAUGCCAGAAAAGGUUGCAUAAAACUUUUCAGUAGUCACAUGAUACCGUAGGACUGAUUUUACCUUUAAUAUCAAAAAAGUUGGAACUCGAAACUCCUCUCGUGUGAAUGCAGUAUGGUGCUUUGGGCAUACUGAAUGGUGCCUUUGUUUGAAAAUUAUAAAUGAUAAUAUAAAUACUGUACAUAUAAGGCAUUUAUAACACAAUGGUGUAGAAAGAUACCAGUAAGUUAAAAUCUGUCCACAAGCCUGUCUUAAUUGCUUCAUGAGAGACUCCUCAGAAUCUCGCAUGAAUGUUAAGCAGGUUGCAGAGAUCGACUGUGUCUAGCUGAAAUAUAUGGAGAAAAGGGGUUGUUUAUCACAGCUAUUUCAGAAGAGCUUGAUUCCUCCCAGCUGUUAUAUUAAACAUUCUGAUGAUUCUUACAGUACUCUUGAACUUCAUUCAGAUUGUGAUUGAAUGGUCAUUGAGACCAGAAGAUACGUGGGCAUGUGUUCUGUUAGUGGUUGAAUGCAAAGCAUAAUUCUGAAAUGAGACAAUUGUCCUUUGUUUCGAAUAAAACUGAU
This is a messenger RNA of Liolophura sinensis, 1895 nucleotides long. RefSeq names its product aminoacyl tRNA synthase complex-interacting multifunctional protein 1-like. Lineage: Eukaryota; Metazoa; Mollusca; Polyplacophora; Chitonida; Chitonidae. Gene Ontology annotation, molecular function: tRNA binding. The record is from RefSeq and is a predicted model, not a curated record.